This is a messenger RNA of Cuscuta campestris, 1983 nucleotides long. The record is from the annotation of a GenBank genome assembly. NCBI's taxonomy places the organism in Eukaryota, Viridiplantae, Streptophyta, Magnoliopsida, Solanales, Convolvulaceae.
CCCUAGCCUCUAUCUUCACCAAAAAGCCAAACACAAAUCAACCUGAAACCCUAAAAAAAUCCCAUCUCUGCAAAACCCUAACCUAACUCCUCCCUCUCGCUCUCUACGAUGCCUCUCGACGGGGCAGCGGUGGAUCGGGUGAAGGAGCGCCAGGCGGCGACGGGAGCCGGAAGCGUCGCCGCCAUCAACGGCAACGGCGUCGUCGUCGUCCAGGCGCACACCGCCAACAGGCUGCGGCUGAACCCUAGCUUGGACCACAAGCCCGACCGCUACGACGACCUGCAAUUGGACUUCAGCCCGCUUCUGUUCAGCUCUCUGGAGCGCUAUCUCCCGCCGGCCAUUCUCAUCUCUAGCCGCGAUUCCAAGGUUCAGUACAUGCGGGAAAUUCUCCUCAGGUAUUCGCCCGAGGGAGAACGAACCCGGGUCCAGAAGCACAGAGAAUACAGGCAGAAGAUUAUAUCAAACUACCAGGCAUAAAUUGUGAUAUGCUCUUUUCAUCUGUUUACAACAAACAAUAAAAAUGACAAGAAUGUGCACUGUUAUUGUUCAUGUUAAACAUUGAUGCUAUAAUAGUACCUUCACUGUGUGUAUUCCACUGAUUUUUUUUAAAUAUAGUUUCUACACAUUUAUAACAUAGGGUAAUACAUAUUUUUACAAGGGUAAAACUGGAAACAUUAUUGACCCAUAGACCCCAAAGGAGUUGGGAUUGUACAUGUUUAUUGUUUGGUUUUGGCUUGGUUUCCUAUCACAUUUAUGGGAUAUUGUUAUUGUAAACAAAACUGUUGAUAUGUUUUCCUGGUGGGCAUUGGAGAUGACAAUAUAUUUGCCAACAUAGUCAUAAAAUUGUAUUUUUUUUUUGUGCUUUUAUAAUUUAUCCACACACUUCUUGGUUUAGUAUAGAUAGUAUAGUGCCUAGUGUAAACUUUGUAUAGACUGUAUCUGACUAAAUCACUCUUCCAGCCACUACACAUUGAGUUGUACACGAUGCAUGCUACGAGUUUCUUUGUGCCCUCCUUUUUGAAGGCAAUCAAUGAAAGUUCUAUAGAAAGUUUCAAAAGUAUAAUGACGGAAGUUUCUGGUGUUUUUACCUUUGAGAUGCUGCAGUCUCGCUUCUGUGAAAUGCUUCUGGAAGAGGUUCUGAUUGGUUAGGUAGAAAAUUUUGAAAAGUGGGUCCAUGAAACGAAGUUCAUAAUCAUGAGGCCGAACACGAUGAACAAGUUUGGUGCCGUCCUUGAUGACUUUGGCAUGGAAAACGUGCUUGACAAGCUGAUGGAGGAUUUCAUUCGUCCUAUUUCCACAGCUUUCUUUCCAGAGGUUGGUGGGUCAACACUCGACACCCAUCAUGGCUUUGUGGUCGAGUAUGGAAUGGAUCGAGAUGUUGACUUGGGUUUCCAUGUGGAUGAUUCAGAAGUCACGUUGAAUGUGUGUUUGGGUAAGCAGUUCUCGGGCGGAGAACUGUUUUUUCGAGGCGUGCGUUGUGAGAAACAUGUAAAUACAGAAUCACGACCUGAGGAGAGCUUAGAGGUAAAACAUCAUCCUGGACGGGCAAUUCUUCACCGUGGUCGGCAUAGGCAUGGAGCUAGAGCCACAACAUCUGGCCAGAGGACCAACUUAUUGCUCUGGUGUAGAAGUUCUGUGUUUAGAGAGUUGAGGAAGUAUCAGAAAGACAAUUCCAGCUGGUGUACAGAGUGCCAACGCGAGAAGAAAGAAAGACAAUGCCAGUCCAUAGCCGCCACAAAAUUGGAACUACUGAGAAGAGAAGGGGAGGCUGCUCUAUAGUUGACUUAUGGGUCUGUUUGACUUUAUUAUAUAAUGUGUAUUUAUUUUGUUGUUUAAAGCUCCCUCUGUAAGAUAGGGCACAGUUAUCUCCGUGUCGAUAUUGGGGUUGUAGGAAUUGUAUACUCUUCAGCUGUACAUUGAAGCAAUGGAGUGGUUAUGUCCAGUUUGCCAACACAUGAAAGCGAAUAACUUGUCUUUAAAAAA